Messenger RNA from Scatophagus argus, 4248 nucleotides. RefSeq names its product transcription factor AP-4 (activating enhancer binding protein 4) (gene tfap4). Gene Ontology annotation, molecular function: protein dimerization activity; DNA-binding transcription factor activity, RNA polymerase II-specific; RNA polymerase II cis-regulatory region sequence-specific DNA binding. The transcript has 7 exons. Bases 583 to 1401 code for a protein of 272 amino acids. Gene Ontology annotation, cellular component: nucleus. The record is from RefSeq and is a predicted model, not a curated record. Gene Ontology annotation, biological process: regulation of transcription by RNA polymerase II. Lineage: Eukaryota; Metazoa; Chordata; Actinopteri; Scatophagidae.
GGAAGGUUAUACGAGCGAGAGCCAUACAAUCUGCGGGGGUCUAUUUUUGCCGCACACACCGUGCGGGUUGCCGAUUUCGCUCAGAGCAAUCUGAAGUUAUUGUGGGUAGUGCGGCCAUGCUUGUGGCUUGUGCUUAAAGUGAUGAGGGGGUCUGGCGUUUGUUUCCUGUUUAUGGCGCACUGUGCUCGUCUACUCUCAGCGUGAAAAUGUGUAACUGCUGUCAAAAUCGCCCCCAUUCGACGUGGCGAAAGUUUUGGAGGUGUUUCUGUGCGUCUAGUUCGCGCUAUCGACUCGCCUCCACUGCGUCUUUUCAUCCCGCACCUCUGCCAUGCUGCCUGCCGCAUUGUUAUAAUGGCGGAGGACACGAAAAGUCUGUUUGAACCAUGGAGGUGGUGUCGGCGACUGUGACGACGGAGGGAGUUUAUUUGGUUUAUUGGAGAUACAUGUCUUCCAUUGUGUCCGGUUAAGGGACAUAUGGUGUGAGCGUUGAGUCUGGCCAACAUUCCUCUGACCCCAGAAACAGCCCGGGACCAAGAGAGGCGAAUUCGCAGAGAGAUUGCCAACAGCAACGAGCGUCGGCGUAUGCAGAGCAUCAAUGCUGGUUUCCAGUCACUUAAAACGCUCAUCCCACACAGUGAUGGAGAGAAGCUCAGCAAGGCUGCCAUCCUGCAGCAGACAGCCGAGUACAUUUUUACUUUGGAGCAGGAGAAGACACGGCUAUUGCAGCAGAACAGUCAGCUCAAACGAAUCAUACAGGAGUUAAGCGGUUCCUCUCCUAAGAGGAGGCGUGCAGAGGAGAAAGAUGAAGGGAUUGGCUCACCAGACAUCCUGGAGGAGGAAAAGACUGAGGACUUGAGGAGGGAGAUGAUUGAGUUAAGGCAGCAGCUGGAGAAGGAGCGCUCUGUCAGGAUGAUGCUGGAAGAUCAGAUGCGUUCCCUUGAUGCUCAGCUGUACCCAGAGAAACUGAAGGCCAUUGCCCAGCAGCUCCAGGAUCAGCAGCCAACACAGAGCCUUGGUCAUUUGCAGCAGCACAAGCAUCUGGAGAGGGACCUCACUCCAGCCCACAGCCCACAGGUUGUGGCCCCGGCUACCCCCCCUGCACCGACGCACCAUGCCACGGUCAUCGUCCCUGCACCUGUCCAACCUCCCUUGCCCCAUCAUGUCACUGUGGUAACCAUGGGCCCAACAUCAGUUAUCAACUCAGUGUCCACAUCUCGACAGAACCUGGACACCAUCGUUCAAGCAAUUCAGCACAUUGAGGGUACCCAGGGGAAGGGUUGCGUAGGUGAGGAAGAGCAACGGAGGGCGGUCAUCGUCACCUCAGGUCGUGUCCUCUCCGAUGCGGCGGGCUCAGACACAGCCUCAAACAGCGACGGGCCUGACGACUGUUCACUGCCCUGAAGCUCGCCCCCGACACCUCGCACAUCCUUCACUUAACAAACAAACACACACUUACACGCAUACAAAAGGCCCAGGCAGAUCAGGGCUACAGGAGGCGACAAACCCCCACAGCACUCUUGUUCAGUGGACAUUAAUAGGGCUGGUAGGCAGAUUGAAGCACUCGUUUGUUUUUUGGUUAUUUUUUUUCUUCAGUGCAAACUCUUACAUGUUGUACCCUGAAUAGGUUUACACUUAGACACUCAUACUUGCAGUCUCGUCUGCGCCUUUUCUCUGCUUAUCUCUAGCCCCCCCCUGCUCACUCGCUCACACAAACACACACACACACUCAUAUCUGUUUAGUAAUCUGUAGAAAAGGUUCACUCUCUGAUGUAUAAAUGCUGUCAUACUGGAUACUAGAAUAUCGAAUGUCUGCUAAACAUCACCAUUGCUCACCAGGACUCUUCUUUUUAUUUUGUCCCUGAAGCCAUGUGACUGAGCCAUGACACAGUAGACAAAGUCGAUGAAGGGGCCCAGCAGUUUGGCAACCCAGCACCGAAACAUUUUCCAUUUCAGAUGAGCAUCCUUUAAAUCUCCUUCUCUGAGCUGUUUGGAGAGACACUGAGCCAGCGAGACUGUCUCAAAGUUUCACCUUUUAGGCUCCGUGUUAUUUUACUUUACUUAUGUUUUGUUUCUUUCUCAGCCAGCUAGUUAAUGUGAUCGUACUGGAGGGAAGAAAAGGCUUUUUUUCGCAUGAAAUGAAGCGAAGCUCAGGAGGAGAGCAAGCGCUUAUUGCUUCAUAACACUUUUUUUUAUUUGUUGGUUGGUUUGUUUGUUUGUUUGUUUGUUGGCAUUUCUACUGGGCUGGGUUCCCAGUAAUCCCACUUAUGUAUUUGGCAUGUUCUUUGUUUUAUUCAUGGCCUGUCAAAAGAAAAAAAAAAAUCAGUGCUUUGAUAUUUCUUGACACCCUCCUUUUGAAUAUAGAAGCACCUGGCUUGUUUAAUAAGCUAAUCUGUGGGCACUCUUGAGUGAUCUCCAUGUGGUGUGUGCAUCCCUUUUUAGCAUUUUAAAUCAGCAAGGCUCGGUGGUGUCCCAGACUCUGGCAGUCUGCAAAGCACCACUUUUGCCUUGAAACUCAUGCGUAUGUGCGCACAGCACUCAUGCAUAUAAAUAUGACUGACAUACAAUCAUUUGUUUGCUUAAUCUUAAGGGCUGGCGUUAUGCGGCCCUAAACCUUGUAGUUUCUUGUCCAAAUGUUGGGACAUCUAUCAAAGCAGAGUAUACUUCAGAUAUUAGUGAAAGAAAGCCCAGUGAAAGUGAUUGAAUGUGCCAUGGAUGUGACUGGGUUGACCACACAUGCUCUAUGCAUUUCCAUCAUUUGUGUUUUUGUCUUGUUUGGCAUACUGUGCCAUUUACAUGUUUCUGUUUAGAUUAUACUUUAACUGUGCUUUUGUUUUGCCUGGAACUGUUGGUUGACAGACAGACAUUAAGACAUGUAGCUGAGAGAGGCAGCAGCUUGCCUUACUAAUCGCCCACGGGUGCAGGGAGGCACUGUUUGAAGCCAGCCUUAAUGAGGCCCUGGGUUCUGAGAGACGUACCUGAACACUUGAUCUGGGCCAUUUGGUGGCCGCUGGAAUCCUUUCCAAACAGGCUUAUAAACACCCAGGGUGUGUUAGUUAUAUACAGAUUCCCAGUUAUUUUUUUUCUACUUCGCUUAUGUUUAUUUUACUAUGUUUGCCCCAAAAAUGAACAAUAUACUACUUUCAGUCAAGCGCUCCUGAUACACCCCCCCAAAAGUUACAUGUAGAUUUGCAGCUGAUUUGGCCCCUUUUGUAUGCACCAUUAAAGCCAGAUGUAAAGAAGCAAAAAACUACAAGGAAAUGUUCACAUUCCAUUAUAUUUUACUUUUUUUCUUUACAUCAGCCGUGUGUAUUUGCAGAUUACAGUUACAUUUUGGGUUUUUGACUUAUCACUGCUAUUUUAUAAUUGUAUGUAGUGACAAAGUCAUUAUUAGAAUCCCCUGCAUCAGUGCAUACAUGGAGCUUUGAACUGCUGGACAGAUUAAGUGUUCAUUUGAACGCACCUCAUCUAUUACGAUUCAAUUCAUGGAACUGCCCUUUAAAAAAUAUUGAUGUCAGCUGCACUGAAAUGAGUGACGUGUCUGUCAAAUCAAAUCUUGGGACUUUUCACAAUACUUAACGCUAUUGGAAGGGGAUUCCUGGAUACUGAAAUUGUGCUCUGCUUUUAGCUUUCUGUAGAGCCGUUGGUUUUUACUAUGAGUAUCUGCAUUUGAUAGUUUUCUGCUGAAUCUCAGAACUGUUUUAUUUCCAUCUGUGUUUUACACUCUGUUGGGGGAAAGUUACGUGGACAUAUCAGCUUGUCAGAUGAAUGGGGUGGGCCUGGGGAUCAUUGAAUGGGUUCGAGAUUACAAAGCACUUACUGUACUAUACUGGAGUCUGCCUCUUUCUUUUGUGUAAAGAGGCAUCUCCUCAGCUGAAGCUCUUGAGGUUAUGAGUAAAAACCGCACAGCUGUGUAUCCCCUUUUCCUCCAUGUUCAGCCCUCCUACAUAUUGUCCUGUUUGCCCAUUUGUUUUGUUUUUUUUGCUUUUGCUUUUAUGCUGUCUUUGUUUAUCUUUUGUCAGUAUCUCUUGUCUCCCUUCACAUUUUGCUGCUCCCAUCCCUUCUCCCUCACCUUUUGUCUGUUCUCCGUAACUUUUUUUGUGAGACCUGUCGAUGCAUAUGGUCAUCAAAAAGCUAUUUUGUUUUGUUUUUUUUGUUUGUUUUUUAAGAGAAAUGUUUUGGGGAUAAAGAGGCUUGUGCCUUUGUAAAGACAGAAUAAUAAAGUUUGUACUUUGUUUUUUACACAUUGUG